Messenger RNA from Hypoxylon trugodes, 839 nucleotides. RefSeq lists its product as uncharacterized. Lineage: Eukaryota; Fungi; Ascomycota; Sordariomycetes; Xylariales; Hypoxylaceae. The record is from RefSeq and is a predicted model, not a curated record. The coding region runs from base 136 to 600 and encodes 154 amino acids. The transcript is spliced from 2 exons.
AAAAUAAUUAUGAAAAAAUACCGCCCGGCAAUAAUCUCAAUCAUUCUAAUUAUUAAGUGUGCUCCCACUGGAGGAAUUUCCCAGUCUCUUCCACCACCUUCAUCCCAUUCUUAGGAUACAACCCAAAGUUACAACAUGCCUCGUAUCAGAAACUGGCAUAAGGCUGAGAACCCCCCCAAGGUUAACCCCCAUGGGAGGGUUGCCCAUGAACGAGGCCAAGGCUUCGUGUCCACGGACGGAAUGUUCUUAUGCUACUGUGGCAGCAUAAAUAAAAAUACUGCUAAGAGUAUUUCGAGCCACCUUACGAAGGCCCACAAGGACGACUCUGCCUACCAGAGGGGCCAGUUCUCAGAGGACGGCACCUCCUGGGAGUGCCCGAUCUGCCACGGAGCCCAAGGAAAGAAUGCCAAAAAUCUACACGCCCUGGUCGCCCAUGCUAGACGUGUACAUGGUCUCCGCGGGUCGUCCGACGAUCUUUGUAAAGAAGGCGACCCCUUCCGACCCAACCUGAAGUCCAAAUUCCUCGAUUUCAAAUCGGAGAAAGAAUUUGAGAUCGCUGCAAUCCGACUCCGCAUGCGCCAAGCUGUUUCCCGACACUAGUCAGUUCCUCGUCGGUUCGUCAUCACCUAAUAUUUUCCCUUUCUGUAUAAACCCUACGGACUUAACAUAGGUCGAGUCGACGACAAUACAAGCAUACCUCUGCUCUGUUCCGGGAGGUUAAGGAUUCUGCGGUGGACGAAGAAAACUUGCGAAUAUCGUUGGGUUGUUUCGUUGUUUCGUUGGGGACUGGAUGGGUAGAUACGGCCGAGUAGGCUGUCAAUAAUAAUCCAUCAACCAGA